CUCAAUUGGUGCUACCCCAACUCUAUCUCGUAUAUCAUCAUUCCGGACUCGAUCCUUCCUCGUGUGGCCACACAUCCAUCUCAACAUACGCAUCUCCGCCACACCAUGGAAGCAGCUGAUAGAAAUACACGGUUUGCAGAAGCACCCUUACUUGACUCAGAUCUAUGAGACAAGAGAAAAAUGGGCAAAGCCAUAUUUAAUGGGAAGAUUCUGUGCAAAAAUGAUCAGCACACAACGCAGCGAGAGUGCAAACCAUAUGCUCAAAACUUAUGUUCCAGCAAGCUGCCCCAUGCACCUAUUUGUGCGGCAAUAUAUGAGGCUUCUUUUCGAUAGAGAAGCAACUGAGAACUACGAGGAAAGACGCACUAUGAUAAAUGCACCAGUUAUGAGGAUGAACACGCCACUCGAGCAGCACGUAGCAAUGUGUACACACGAGUUAUGUUUGAGAAAUUUGGUGAAGAACUAUAUGAAGCAGGGCAAUACAAAAUAGAAGAGGUGAGCAGAUGGAAAUCAUAUCUAGCGCGACGACACCAUCCAAAGAAGCAUGAAAAAUGGUGCAGAGUACUCUACAAGGUUGAAGUUAUUGAUGAUGGCUCAUCGAUAGUAUCGAUAGUGUGCGAGUGUGGUAAUUUUGAACACACGGGCUUGCUUUGCUGCCACGCAUUAAAUGUAAGGUCCUCGGUGUCCUCGGAAUGGAUCAGAUACCAGCAAAGCACAUUCUGAAGCGCUGGACAAAGGAUGCAAGGGAUGUGUUGCCAGAUCAUCUGGUGCACCUUCAGAAGGAUAAGAUUAAUGUCAACUUUAUAACAUUCAGGCACUCAAAUUUAUACACUCAUGCCCUCGAAGUUGUCCGUCUUGGUGAUGCCAACACAUGGACUUAUGAAUGUGCAAUGGAAAUACUGAAGAAAGCAAUGGAUACACUGACGCCCAUGGCCAGCGUCCGCGACGGGAUGGGGCUUGAAGACGGAAUUCAUUCAGAUAAGGGGAAAGACAAAGAGCUGAUUCCAAUGCAUGCAGCAGAAAGUCAUGAAGACAACGAUGCAGAGGGUACUGCGGUUGGAAAUUUCAUCGGCUUAAAGCCUCCAGAACGAAAACUUAAACCAGGUAGACCUACUACCAGCAGGGACAAGCCUCCAUAUGAUGAUCCAGGCGCAAAGAGCAAAAAAUUCAAGGAUGCAACGAACGGAAAAGCUCCAGAUGGUUCUGGUACAAGCAAACGUACUCAUUUCUGCAGUAUAUGCCGUGGAGCUGGGCACAAGAGUACUACAUGUCCGCAGAGAGGUGAUCUCCCUCGCAAAGAAAGGAAAGAGGCCAAAUGUUCAAACUGCGGUGUUGGUGGACACAAGAAGAACACCUGCAACAAACCUAAAGUGGUGCUGCAUGUUGUUAAAAAUGCAACCUUGGAGCAGAUUUCCAUCUAGAAAAAUCUGAAUUCUGUUGUAGUCGGCUCCGUAGGCAUAAUAGUUCUGUUGCCUCUUGUAAUGUUGAGUGCUCAUCCAUUAAUCAGUAGAACUAUUUCAAAUAAUCCUGGUGGCAGUUUUCACGAUCAGCUGCUGUCAUGACUGUCUGUAUCUCUCUUUCCCGCACAUAACGUGACCACUUUCAUGUCUUA
Triticum dicoccoides is the source of this 1612-nucleotide messenger RNA. RefSeq lists its product as uncharacterized. The record is from RefSeq and is a predicted model, not a curated record. Gene Ontology annotation, molecular function: zinc ion binding; nucleic acid binding. Lineage: Eukaryota; Viridiplantae; Streptophyta; Magnoliopsida; Poales; Poaceae. The transcript has 3 exons. The coding region runs from base 693 to 1421 and encodes 242 amino acids.